Ooceraea biroi (clonal raider ant) is the source of this 1995-nucleotide messenger RNA. RefSeq names its product feminizer (gene Fem). NCBI's taxonomy places the organism in Eukaryota, Metazoa, Arthropoda, Insecta, Hymenoptera, Formicidae. The record is from RefSeq and is a predicted model, not a curated record.
ACCUCAUUUCUAGACCUAUAUAUGCAAGACUGUGAAAUGUGUGAAACCUGUGUAAUCUAAUGUGAUGAGUGUUGUGUCGAAAAGCAUACUGUGAAAAAGGUAUUGUGCCAAAUACCUAGAUUUUGUGUCGUCGGUACUCUUUGCUAGAAGAAUAAGAAGAAUAAAGAAACAUAAAUCGAUCAUAGAGAGUGCUGGGCAUUUUGUUACCACACUAUUGUAUUGAAUUUGAAGAAUACUUGAAAUGUUUACUGUGCAUUGAACUUGAAGAAUAAAUUGCCAUAUUACUAUUCGUAAUCAAUAAGAAGACAAGGAUUAUCAGACAGCCAGAAAUUAAAGCCUAAUUAUUUUAAACUAAAUUCGAAAUAAUUUAUAUUUAAAACCAAACCAUAAUUGAAUCAAUACAUAUUACAGUAGUAGAUCCUUUGCUUAUUUAUUGCAACAAUGAAUCCAACACGAUCGACAAAUCUCCGUCGUGAUGAGGAGUCCAAAUCAGUUCAGAAUAAAGGAUACAAUGCUGGUUCUUUCCUACAUUCAAGAACAGAAGAAGAGAAACAGAGGCGUAGAGAGCAAUGGAAAAUUCAACAGGAAUUAGAGAGACGUCAUGAAAAAUUGAAGCAACAGAAGAUAAUAGAAUACGAGAAAAAACGUGCUGAAGCUUUAAAGUAUGCUAAAGAAAAAUCUUCACAUCGUAGUCGAAGCAGAAGUAGUAGUACAUCUCCCUCGCACUCUUGGCACAGAGAAAGAUCUACAUCAAGUAUUUCCAAAUCUGGUACUAUGUUUGAAAAAUUAGAUGGAUCUACAAGUGGGACAGUACCUUUGUUUAAAGGUCCUGAGGGCCCUUUAGUCAAGAUUACUACUACAGAGCUACGUCGAAUUAAAGUUGAUAUUCGCAGAAAUAUUCCUGAAAAAGGGCCUAUUACUGAACUGAAACGAGAUAUCCUUGAUCCCGAAGAUGUAAUCGUCAAAAGAAGAGACGAUGAAGGUUCCAAACCGAUAUUUGACCGAGCAGAAAUUAAACAGUCAAAAAGUAAUGUGAAUGAAGUGGAGGAGCAACGUACAGUUGUAGCCAUAGAUAGGAACCAGUCAGCUUCAAGCAAGUCGCAUACUUCCAGAAGACGUUCUUCAUCAUUGAGUCCUCUGAGGAAUCGUAGUUACAGUCCUGCACAUCUGUCUUUCGAUCAAUCCAGACCUCGCAGAGAUUCAAAGUACCGUGAAAGUGCCAGAAUAGAUUACCGUGAUUAUCAUAAAAUUGAUGGAGGAAAUGGCAUAGAGAAACACAGAGACUACAAAGAGAAAUAUGUAGAGAGAGAUGCAAGUAAACGUAACAUUAAUCGUUCACGUUCUAGAGAACGAGACUCACAUUCCAGGCAAUGUAUGGAAGAAAAACCUUAUCGCGACCGAUACUAUGAUAGAUCGAGUGAACGUUCUCAUGAGAGAAGAGAGAGAGAACGAGAUAGAAAUAGAAAUAAGAGAGAAUCGAGAUCGAGAGAAAGAAGAGAUUUAACGCCGCAUUAUAUUGAGCCAGUACACGUACCCAUCUAUUAUAGCAAUUUUCCGCGACCGAUCGUAGUAAGUCCAAUGGUUCCAGUUAGAGGACAAAUUCCUCCUAUGGGAAGAGGUCGGCAUCUAAUGGCGCCAGUUAGACCAUUUUCGCCACGAUUCGUUCCACCGGACAUGUAUAGAUUUGGACCUCCCCCAAAUCCUAGUAAAUAAAUAGAAGUACACACAUAUCUGUGUAGUACAAAGAUAUGGACCAAUGUUUUAAUGCAAAGAAACACAUGGAAUUGAGAUUCGUCUACUUCACGAUUAUAAAAGUGUCCUGUUUUGUUAGUAAUGUGACAUCUGCUGAUACUACAUUUGUAUGUAUGAUUAAGUAUAGCGAAUUUUUAAUAUAUUUUUAAUUUGUCAAUUCGUAAUAUAUUCAAUACUGUUGCUUGUGUUAUGUAAAACGUUAAUUAAGUAAAAAAUAAUAUAUGGAUAAUUUGAAAACGAAAA